UGCCCGGGCUUCGGCGAAGUUCUGGAGUCUGGCUCCCUGGAAACUACAAGUUCUAGCGUGCGCUGUGGGCAGUUCGGAAAGCCCAUCAGGCUCUCCAGGCAGCCGCUGGGGUCUAAUGCACGGUCGCCAGGCCUCCGGAGUCGGGCCCUCGUUCUACCCAGCCUAAGAUGGCCGCGGCGAAGGCCGAGGUGGGUGUGGCUGGGGAGAAGAGGCCCCGCCCCUCCAGAAUGCUUCUCCGAGGCGUGUCCAUGGCGACAGCAGCAGCGGUGGCGGCGGCGGCGGCGGCGCUGCGAGCCUGUGGAGGCGCCGCCGCCGCCGGGGUCUCAGUGCUAGAAUCUGCAAGUAUGGAGAAUGUUAUCUGCAAAACCAGUGAAUCAGAGGAUGACUAUGGCGAGGAAGAGGAAUCCGAGGAGGAAAAUAUUAAAAGGGUCAUAGGCUCCUCCACUGCUCUGCAGCAGGACAGCCCAGAGGCAGGUGGGAAUGCGGCCCCCACUUCCAUUGUCAACAAGUUUCAGAAGAAAACGGCAGCCCCUUCUGAGCCAGAGGACCUAGAAGUUGGGAGGAAAAAGAGACGGCGAAAAAGAAGACUCUUGACUAUCAACCUGACCAACUGCAAGUAUGAAAGUGUUCGACGAGCUGCUCAACUCUGUGGUCUGAAAGAGGUCGGGGAGGACGAGGAAUGGACAGUGUACUGGACUGACUGUUCUGUCUCACUAGAGCGGGUUAUGGACAUGAAGAGAUUUCAAAAAAUCAACCAUUUUCCAGGAAUGACAGAAAUCUGUCGUAAAGAUCUAUUGGCACGAAAUCUCAACCGCAUGCACAAACUUUAUCCUUCUGAGUAUAACAUUUUCCCCCGAACCUGGUGCCUCCCUGCAGACUAUGGAGACUUUCAGAACCAUGGACGUCAGCGGAAAACUCGUACUUACAUCUGUAAGCCAGACAGUGGCUGCCAGGGACGAGGCAUCUUUAUUACUCGGAAUCCUCGGGAGAUCAAGCCAGGAGAGCAUAUGAUCUGUCAGCAGUACAUAUCAAAGCCCUUCCUCAUUGAUGGCUUCAAGUUUGAUAUGAGAAUCUAUGUCCUGAUCACAUCCUGUGACCCGCUUCGUGUCUUCAUGUAUGAAGAAGGUUUAGCCCGCUUUGCUACUAUGCCUUACAUGGAACCAAGCAUCAGCAAUCUGGAUGAUGUCUGCAUGCACCUGACUAACUAUGCCAUCAACAAGCAUAAUGAGAAUUUUGUUCGAGAUGAGACAAUAGGCAGCAAGAGGAAGCUGUCAACACUCAACACCUGGCUGAGGGACCACAACUACGAGCCAAGAGAAUUGUGGGGGGACAUCGAGGACAUCAUCAUCAAGACCAUCAUCUCUGCUCAUUCCGUUCUUCGACACAACUACCGAACCUGCUUUCCACAGUAUUUGGGGAGUGGCACUUGUGCCUGCUUUGAGAUCCUUGGCUUCGACAUCUUACUGGACCACAAGCUGAAGCCCUGGCUGCUAGAGGUCAAUCACUCUCCGAGCUUCACCACAGACUCAUGCCUCGACCGGGAAGUGAAGGAUGCACUUCUUGGUGAUGCCAUGAAUCUUAUCAACCUCCGAGGCUGUGACAAGAGGAAGGUGCUAGAAGAAGAUAAGCGGAGGGUGAAGGAGAGGCUUUUCCAGAGUCAUCAGCAACCACGAGAAUCCCGGCGAGAACAAAUGGAGUCAUCAAAUGCAGCAAUGCUGGACCAGGAAAAGUAUGAGAACUCCCACCUAGGUGGUUACCGGCGUAUCUACCCUGGGGCAGACUCUGAAAAGUAUGCACCCUUCUUCAAGCACAAUGGCUCACUUUUCCAGGAGACCGCUGCCUCCAAAGCAAGGGAAGAAUGUGCCAGGCAGCAACUGGAGGAGAUCCGUCUGAAGCAGGAACAGCUUGAGGCCACAGGCAACAACAAAAGGAGGAAAGAAAAUAAGGAUGUCAAUCAGGGCGAAUCAGCUGGAGAGAAGAACAGGUCCAAGGCAGCGCCCAAAGGCCUGCCCAAUCGCUUGAACUACAUAAGGUCCAGGAACCAAGAAAAGCAGCUUCCAGCAGUACAAGUGGACACCAUGCAGCCUCAAGAAAUUGUGGAGGAGGAGGAAUUGGAGCGGUUGAAAUCCCUUCUUCAAAGGGAGAAUCUUAUUCGUAGUCUGGGUAUUGUAGAUCAGCUAACUCGUAUGCUGCACCCCACUCAACGACCCCAGAACAAAUUCCCUACAAAUCGGGCUAGAUUUCACCAGGAUGGACUUGGCAAUCGAGAUGUGCAGUCUGUGAAUCUCGUCCCUUUGUCCCUUAUAAGAGAAAAUACCGUCCAAGAACUGGGCCCUAACUUCAUACAACCAGUCCGGACUCACACAUUCAUCCCCAACAUCCUGGGUCCACUGUCAAACAUGAGAACAACCAUCCCCCACCCUUCCCACUGCCAGUUGCAGCCCAAGAACCUCAACUGGUUAGGUACCUCUUCUGCAGGAAGUAGUUCCUGCUCACUGACAAUGAAGAAGUCAGGCAGACGUUAUUUUUCCAGUUCUCGAGGCAAGCAUGAUGGCCGGUCCCGUAUUUUUAUUUUAGAGGGCCAAACUAACAGAAGGUUAGAAGCCAUGAACCGGGCGCUGACAGGAUCAGUGCCGCCCUCCCUAACCCCAAGGCAGGGCUACCUUCUGCACCCGGAGAGAGAAGCGAGUGACUGCUGGGCUGGCUGCAGCCUGCCCUCCAUGUCAGAAUCCAGGCACAGAGUCACGACCCGCGAGCUGACGCUGUGUCCCGCCUCUGCACCCCUUCUCCAGCACCCCAAUGCACUGGGUCUCCUCAACAUCAGCCACCACAGGUGAUGGACCUGAGCCCAGGGCCGGAAGAAUGAACCUACUGGUCCCUGGAUAUCGGAGAGCAGAGGUAACAUCUGAGCCGAAAGAGCAGGAGACGACUCCCUGGGCCGGGCCUGGGCCCUGAGCCUAGCGACGAAGCCGGGCGCCAGACCUAACCGAGCAGAGCCCGGUGACCUGCCGGGGGCUGCCGGCGCCCAGGAGGACGUCGCCGCGUUGCGUGUGACGUGAGGUCUGGCGUGCGUGCAUGCGUGCGUGGGUCGGGGAGGAGCGUGCUGCCUCUCCACCGCCGCUCUUACCCCGCGGGACCGCUCGAGAGCAACAGUCGGUCGCGGCUGGGGCCGGGACUGAGCUCUUAGCAAUUGUAUCCGUCUUUUUAUUAAAAUUUUAUAGUGUUUCUC
Molecule: messenger RNA, 3229 nt
Organism: Sarcophilus harrisii (Tasmanian devil)
Lineage: Eukaryota; Metazoa; Chordata; Mammalia; Dasyuromorphia; Dasyuridae
Product: tubulin polyglutamylase TTLL13P
Exons: 16
Coding region: 168-2837 (889 amino acids)
Biological process (GO): microtubule cytoskeleton organization; protein polyglutamylation
Cellular component (GO): cilium
Molecular function (GO): tubulin-glutamic acid ligase activity; tubulin binding
Source: RefSeq, a predicted model, not a curated record